AUGGCGGGCCCAGCACUUGCCGGCCGGCCUUGCCUGCGCUGCAAAAACCCAGAUGCGCCGUAUGAGCUGCGAAACGUCGCGGCAUGCCAACUCACCGUCCUGCAGCGCGAGACCAGGACGUCGUCACGGCCCGAGCCGCGGCGGUACGUCGCCGGCCUCUCCUUUGGCCCCAGCUCAACCGUCCUCACCCAGAUCCUGGACAAGCAAGCCAAGUACCACGCCUCGAGAAAGGGAUCCUCGCCAUUCGAGCCCCUUGUCGUCCACAUCGACACAGAUCUCUCCAACAGCAGCAGCUCCGCCGCCGACGCCCCUGCGCAGAGGCUCCUGGCAAAGUACCGCGAGAGAUUUCCCAAUGUCUCGUUUGAGUGCGUCCAUCUGAGCAAGGUCCUCGCGCUCAAGACGAUUGACUGGACGGCGCUGCCGAUUGCUGCUUCUGCCGCCGCUGGUGAAAACGACACUGAACGGCUGCGGCACUUUUUCGAUGCGUUGCCGUCGGUCACGUCCCGCGCAGACUGUCUCCGGCUCUUCAUCCGCCACCUGUUGCUCGGCGUGGCCAUGGAGAGGUCCUACUCUGCGUUGCUGCUCGGCCACAGCACCACUGCGCUGGCGAGCCUGACGCUGUCCGAGGUUGCCAACGGACGAGGCUUCGCGGUGCCCUGGCAGAUCAACGACGGGGCCUUUACCGUCUGUACGUAUGGGGGGAGGAGCGCAGACGGGGAUGGUGCUGGUGCACAGGACCAGGACGACGGCAAGGUCCAGUUUCCCGUAUAUUAUCCCCUGCGAGAGAUUCUCAAGGCCGAAGUCGUUACGUAUCUCGGCACCACGCCGUCGGUCCGGGAUCUGGUCCCUGCGGAUAAUUCGUCGUCGAGCAGCGUCGUCUCCCACAAGGACCAGAGCAUUGAGGAGGUCAUGGCGCGGUAUUUCGAGGGCGUGGAGGGGCCCUACUCGGGUAUCGUGACGAAUGUCGUUCGCACCGCGGGGAAGCUGGACCGGCUGGUGAGUUCAAGGUAUUGUCGCUUAUGCGGCAUCACGCUGGACGAGGAGGGCGAUUCGACCUGGGCGGGCGAGUUGGGGGACGAUCCUGCAGAGGGCGCUGGGGGUUCGGACGCGGGAAAGCUGUGUUAUGGAUGUAAGCGCUCACUGGGGGGAUAG
This is a messenger RNA of Trichoderma reesei QM6a, 1152 nucleotides long. RefSeq lists its product as uncharacterized. The record is from RefSeq and is a predicted model, not a curated record. Gene Ontology annotation, molecular function: sulfurtransferase activity; tRNA binding. Gene Ontology annotation, biological process: tRNA wobble position uridine thiolation. The coding region runs from base 1 to 1152 and encodes 383 amino acids. Gene Ontology annotation, cellular component: cytosol. NCBI's taxonomy places the organism in Eukaryota, Fungi, Ascomycota, Sordariomycetes, Hypocreales, Hypocreaceae. The transcript has 2 exons.